GAAAUUCACACCACCAGCACCUACCGCAGGAAAAUGAGCAGAAGCCAGGAGAUUUUCUUUUACACUUAGAAGAAAUAAAAAGCCAUGGGCACGUUUUCUGUUUUUAACACCAGCAAUGUUUCGCAGGCUGACUCUCUGGAGGACAGCGGUAACUGGACAGCGGUGACCCAGUUCACCCAGCCGGGAUGGAGAAUUGCUCUGUGGGCCAUCACCUACUCCUUCAUCGUUAUCACAUCCAUCAUUGGCAAUAUCACUGUCAUCUGGAUCAUUCUGGCACACAGGAGGAUGAGGACCGCUACCAAUUACUUCAUCGUUAACCUGGCUCUUUCGGACCUGCUGAUGUCUGCUUUCAACACCAUCUUCAAUUUCAUCUAUGCCAGCCACAAUGUCUGGUAUUUUGGGGAGGAAUUCUGCAGGUUUCAGAACUGGUUCCCCAUCACUGCAGUGUUUGUGAGCAUUUACUCCAUGACGGCAGUGGCUGCAGAGAGGUACGUGGCCAUAAUCCACCCGUUCAAACCCAGGCUGUCUGCUGGCAGCACCAGGGUGAUCAUUGGGAUGAUCUGGCUGGUGGCAUUCGGGCUGGCCUUCCCACAGUGCUUCUACGCCGAGAUCAUGAUGGACAACGGAGCCAUGAAAUGCAUCGUGGUCUGGCCUGAUGAUGUUGGAUCCAAGCACCAGCUGACGUAUCACAUCGCUGUGAUUGUGCUGAUUUAUUUACUGCCAUUGAUGGUGAUGUUUGUUGCAUACAGCAUUAUAGGAAUUACUCUGUGGAGCAAUUCAGCUGCAGGCAACCACCUUAACAGAGUCCACUAUGAACAACAAGUUAUUGCCAAAAAAAAGUUUGUGAAGACGAUGGUGGUAGUGGUGAUCAUUUUUGCUGUCUGCUGGCUGCCCUAUCACAUCUACUUCAUCCUGGGGAGCUUCAAGGAAGACAUCUACCAGCAGAAGUACAUCCAGCAGGUGUAUCUCGCAGUCUUCCUCCUUGCCAUGAGCUCGACAAUGUACAACCCCAUCAUAUACUGCUGUCUGAACCAGAGAUUCCGCUCCGGCUUCAAGCUAGCCUUCCGCUGGUGCCCAUGCAUAAAAGCAACAGAAAAGGACAAACUUAAACUUAUGUCCCCAUCUCUCUACCAGACAAACCACAGGAAGUCAAGAACAAGUUUCAUCACAGAAACUCAGCCGAAUGAGAAGGAGAAGGCAGCAUUUACCCUCACCCGAUUAACACUUGGAUUUCCUGCUCCUGGUUCUGGCUCUAUCCCAGUACACCAUGUGAAGGCAGCCGAUCUGUAGAAGCCUAAGGCAUGUUUUUUUCCUUCUGGAGCAACCAUUUCCUACAGGACUUCUUUAGAUGCCAUCUGCUUUGAAGGCAGUGUGUUCAUAAUGCUUAUACCCAUGUAGGUCCAAAUAUCACCCAGCUAUGGGUACAAGUUUAGCCCUUCCUUACAUCCACAAUUGCAACACAGAACAGACUUCGUGCCCAAGAGGUCAAAAAACCAGCAGAGCAGAUCUGAGGUAGUGCCAAGCAGUGGAAUAUAAAUCAUUCUUUUCUGCAUUGUGAUCUCCCGAUUUCUGUUCCACCAAAACACUUAAAUUCAGAAAAGAGGUGAUGGAGCAGAAAGGCUGGGGCUCAUGUGGCCCAGUUGGGAUGGGCCCUGGGGGCUGUGUGGGCAGCCAAGUCCCAUGGCUCAGCAGCCCCAAGGCAGAUAACUGUGGAUCAAAGCUUGUUUACAACAAAGGCAAAUAGUAACACAUGCAGACUGAAAAACCCAGCCUGCCCUCAGAAUAUUCUGAAUUUUGGGAUUUUCAUGCCUGCAAUUUCAUGAGCAGAAAGAAUUCCUUAAGAUGUUGUGAUUGCAUGGAUUUCUACAAUCUUGUCCUAGAAUACGUCAUUUUCCUAUUAAACAGUGCUCAAGCGAUUCCUCCUUCACAUUAAUUGCUAAUUAAUAAUCACUCCUAAUUUGAAGAGUGAGGCUCUCAGAAGAGUCAGCAGCCAGGGAUGCCCACGGGCCCAUUGCUCUUUUCCCAGACGAUCCCUUCACCUUCCCUUUACAGACUUACCCCAUAUUUAUCCUCACUGCUCUUCCCAGAUAUGAAAAUAAAGGCUGAAAUACGUCAUCUUCCCAGCCUGAGGAAUUACAUGCAAAACAGG
Molecule: messenger RNA, 2149 nt
Organism: Malurus melanocephalus (red-backed fairy wren)
Lineage: Eukaryota; Metazoa; Chordata; Aves; Passeriformes; Maluridae
Gene: TACR2
Product: tachykinin receptor 2
Exons: 5
Coding region: 85-1290 (401 amino acids)
Biological process (GO): positive regulation of flagellated sperm motility; G protein-coupled receptor signaling pathway
Cellular component (GO): plasma membrane; sperm midpiece
Molecular function (GO): substance K receptor activity
Source: RefSeq, a predicted model, not a curated record